Salvelinus fontinalis (brook trout) is the source of this 3208-nucleotide messenger RNA. RefSeq names its product vascular endothelial growth factor A-A-like. The transcript is spliced from 8 exons. Gene Ontology annotation, molecular function: heparin binding; chemoattractant activity; growth factor activity. Gene Ontology annotation, biological process: positive regulation of protein phosphorylation; vascular endothelial growth factor receptor signaling pathway; response to hypoxia. The record is from RefSeq and is a predicted model, not a curated record. The coding region runs from base 942 to 1592 and encodes 216 amino acids. Gene Ontology annotation, cellular component: membrane. Lineage: Eukaryota; Metazoa; Chordata; Actinopteri; Salmoniformes; Salmonidae.
UAAAUCAGGCCCCUCGUUUCCACUAGCUAGUCAGAUUCCACAGCCAUAAAGUCAACAUUGGAUACACAAAUUUGCUUUUUGGUUUUAAUUUAAGGUCAGGGUUAGGCACAAGGUGAGGGUUAAGGUUAGGAUUAGGUUUAAAAUCACAAUUUAAGAAGAAGAAUUGUACAAAUGGGCGGGGUUUAGCCUAUGUCUUUGUGGGUAUAGAAGCUAGAGACGACCAUCCCUCCUUGCCUCACGACAAUUCGACACUGUUGCCGCACAAGAGGCCGAAACGGGAGAUGUUUUAGACCUCCGAAAAUAUUUUACGGUGAUGCGUUAACGAUUUCAAGAGGAUUUAAGAAAGCUGGGAUCACGCAAACUGGGAACGAGCAGGAAGCGAAAAUAAACGGCAGUUUCUGUCACGGUUGGAAGUUUUGACGGAUUUCAAAACAGAGUGGAUUCUGUGAAUGUGAUUGUAAACACUUCUGGGGUUGACACGAAUGUAGGCUAAUUGCGUAGGACAGAAAGUCUCUGUAGGCUAAUAGCAAUUUUCCUUUUUCCAAUGGACUCGCAUUUGGAGACUGCUUGCACACCAAGUAUGGAAUUACCCCUGUAAUGUGGAUUGCAAUUUCAUUUGAAGAAAAUAAAGGUCUACUCCAGAACAAUGUGAAAAGAUACGCAUCCUGGAUUCUAAUGUUUCUGGAUAUCUUGAAAAUUAUUGGCAACAGUUGAAAGAAAGUCGUUAUGCUCAACCGAUUUUUGCUCAGGUGUCUUGCCUGCUCCGACCGUGGGACCAAAAUGGAUUUGACGCCACUACAGACCCCGGUCCCCCUUUUACAGAAGUUCUAACAGUUAUUACACUUUGUUAUUACUGUUUUAAACUUUACAAAUGCUUUGGAAGAAAUCGCCAGACGACCCGCUUGGAUUUUAAAUCGACAUUUGCAUUUGGAAUUUCAAUCAUGAACUUUGACAGUUUGAUAACAUUAUUUCUCCUGUCACUUCUGUAUUUGUCAGCUGUCAAGAGUGCCCACAUACAUAAGGAAGGAGGGAGGAGUGCGCAUGACGGCGUGAUCUCCUUCAUGGAGGUGUACAAUAAGAGCCUGUGUCAGCCCAGGGAGCUGCUGGUAGAGAUCCUACAGGAGUACCCAGAGGAGGUAGAACACAUCUUCAUCCCAUCCUGUGUGGUGCUGACGCGCUGUGCAGGCUGCUGCAACGACGAGAUGCUACAGUGUACGCCAACCUCCACGCAUAACAUCACCAUGGAGAUAAAAAGAAUAAAACCCCACAAGCAACAAAAUGAUAUCUUCAUGAGUUUUACAGAACACAAUGCAUGUGAAUGCAGGCCAAAGAAUGAAGUGAAAGAACAGAAAGAAAAAAAACCCUGGAAGGGCAAAGGCCAAAAGAGAAAGCGAAAGAAAAAGCGCGACAAAAAGAAUGGCCACGCUCAGUGCGAGCCAUGUUGCGAUGGCUGUUUAGCGAGGAGAAAGCGUUUGUUCAUCCAGAACCCUCUGACCUGCCAGUGUUCCUGCAGAAACUCUGACGCCGACUGCAGGGCACGUCAGCUGGAGCUCAACGAGAGGACCUGCAGAUGUGACAAGCCCAGAAGAUGAGUCUAAGCUUAAGAGGAAACAACGUGAAGGGACAUUCACAAGAUAUUUCACAGCACUUUCAACUCUGAGCUUAUCUUCUUUGUGGAAAGUGUUCCCCUGGACUGACUGAGAAACAGCAGAGAGAAAGGAGAGGGGGAGAGAGAAAGAAGUAAUACAUUAAUAGAAAAAUAAUCCCAAUGUAUCUGUAUAUACUAAGAGAGAGAUAAAGAAAAAGUACAGAAUUUGUAUUGCUGCUAAAAGAGCUAACUAAAACCCAUCGUUUGGCGUUUGACUGGACUACGGUUUUGUUGUUGAUUCAUUUAUGCAAAUACUUCACUGGAUAUGUGUGAGUGUACUGUGGUUAUGUGUCAAAUCAUGAGGAACAAAACCUUGCUAUGUGGUACGUAUAUCCACAGAAUAGAAGAGGAAGAGAAGAUGAAGGAAGAACAUUCUUCCUCUUAAACAUUCUUCAUGACCCAUAGACUCCCUUUGCAGGAGCCCAAUGGCAAUGGCAGGACAGCCAAUGGGAGAUGGGGAUCCGUCCCUUUAUGACAGCACUUCCUUUACCUUAAAGGAAGUUCUAGAGCUGAUGCGUGGAACGUGUGGGAAGCUAGAACUGUGUAUUUUGCUGCCCUAGCUAGCAGCGGAACUGGAUUUGGAGUGCCAUAAAACCUUUAAAGGGAUACUGAUGAUUGAUUUUGGUAUAUAUGGAAACCACUAGAAACAACUGAUACUGUAGCUUGAUUCCAUUGAGAAACUGUGCCUCACACACUGUGCUAAUCACUUUAGAGUGAGAAAUCCUGAAUUAGCUUCUUAAAUUAUUUUUGUUUAUUUUUGGGGGAGGGGAGGGGGAUGGUAUGCUGUCUGUGGUUAAACUCAAUACAGAAUGCAAAAGUAUCGAUGGCAAGCAGUCUGUAUAUACUAUACAUACUUAAUAUUCAUUAUGUCAUAGUCCACUAUAGAUAAUUUAUAAUGUUAGAGUAUUUUCAGUAUUCAGUCCUCUACCCAUAUUUAAUUUGAUCUAUUUAUAUAUCAAGUGUUAUGUUCCUUUGGGUUUCCCCCCUUCCUGCUAUGUGAUGCCAUUGUGGUCUCCAUUCUGCCUAGCUACAAGGAGACACUUUGCUCUAGGCUUUUAUAAGAAAAAGAAAAACCUUUACGUUAACAUUCCUGAAAUGGAUCAUUUAUAUGGACGCCAUCUAUUCUGGAUUUAUCAACCAUUUUUAUAGAGGGUGGAGGUUCUGCGUGUGAUUUUUAACCUGCUCUAUGGUCUUGGCGUGUGUGUGUGUGUGUGUGUGUGUGUGUGUGUGUGUGUGUGUGUGUGUGUGUGUGUGUGUGUGUGUGUGUGUGUGUGUGUGUGUGUGUGUGUGUGUGUGUGUGUGUGUGUGUGUGUGUGUGUGUGUGUGCGUGUGUUGCAGAGGAGGCUUAUGCUUGUCUUGAGCUCCAUCACGCAAAUAACAAUAAACCAUUGCUAAAAGAAAGCUUGGCCUACCAAGUCAACUGUUUGUAUUACAGCUAGCAACCUGCAAUAUCAAGAAUAUAUGAUUUCAUGAUAAUAGUACUUAUUGUUUCUUUUCCAAUAUUAACAUGUUAUUUUCUGUGACAGUGUAAAGUAGUAAAGCAUAUUUAUUUACAAAUUA